UUUCUCUGCCUCAUACAUUAGUUACAGAGCUGAUAUCUAUAUUAUGCCGUCAAAAAGCGCAAAAUCAUGUGACAACCACGGAGGACGGACCAGAGUCGUUUGUGAAGUUUGCCAUAAAUUCUUCAGCACCAAAAGCCACUUGCGACGACACGAGGCGAGCCAUGCGCCGUUGGACAAACAGAUUUGCGCAUUUUGCGGAAGCGCCUACCGCCGAAGGGACGUUCUACGCCGCCAUCUCACAACCUGCAAGCAGAGGGGCAGCCAUCAACCUCUCAGCCAAAGCACUCCAGGCAGAAAACGAAAAGCUUGCGAUGCGUGCGCUGAGGCACGAUCAUACUGUGAUGGAGACUACCCCUGCGAGACCUGCCUGCAAAGGGGUCUUCAAUGUACAUUCGCCCGCAUACACGGCCAGCCUCGUCGACACAGGUUUUUCAGUGCCCCGCAAUGCGAAGAAAACCCCGAAAACCUAUGUAAUCUCAGCCAACACAAGCUUACCUCGCAAUCCAUCAAGCUGUCUAUUCCAUUCUUGUUGCAUUACUCGAAUGUCGAGAAUAAAUCAAGAUACGAGAGUCUUCGGCUGCUAUCCCAGUGUAAUCCCACGGACUCCGAAAACAGUUGUUGUGCAGUAAACCACCGACCGGACAGCUCUUACAUGAUCACUGAACCCUGGGAAAGCUUGUUCAAGUCUUUUGUCAACACUGCCACUCUGGAUGCGUCUUGUGGGAUACACUCCAUCCCUGGGAGCCAUUUCGAGUUCAAGGAGCUCGAAAGCAUUUCAUCCAAGUUGCUAUUGCUCUUGAAAGAUUCCAAAAGCCACUCAAGCGAUCGGAAUAUUGAUUUUGAGGACAUGAGGCAACUUUUCAUGCCUCUCAACGUCGCAAAGUUCCUGGAGGCCUUUUUUGACAAUUCGUUUCAUUCGCACUUUAUCAACCCAGUAACCUUCAAGCUGAGCCAAGCCUCAACACUUCUUGUUCUGACGAUGGUGCUUCUUGGGGCGGUCUACACCUCCCCGUACAGCGUCAACGGUCUGGAUCUAUAUUCUAGCAUCACUGAACACUUGAUUUUCGAUGGACCGUCUUUUGAAAGUUUAACACAACCGUCCAGUGGCGCCCUCGAUGACCAGAGAACUCUGGAAACUCUUCAAGCUGCAAUGCUGGUAGUGACCUUGCAGGCUUACAAGGAAAACCCGGCCAGCAUUCGACGAAUGCGACUGCAGCGCUUACCGGCCCUCUUUAGGGCCAUUCGCAUGCUAAAUUUGAAUCAGAUUGCAAAUGACUGUAUUCCCGGUGCCUCAAGGUGGGACGAAUACCUCCUCCGAGAGGGGUUGGUCAGAGUCAUGGCCGGCAUCUACCUCCUCGACUGCUACUGCGUGAUUUUCUUUCGCUACCCAUCUCAGCUGAGGCUCAACGAGAUAACAUUUGCAAUCCCUCAUCGAGACGACUUGUUUCAUGCUCGCGACGCGACGGAAUGGGAGCAGGUCUCCACGCAAAACGGGCUUCCACGUGAGCCCGUCCGACUCCGAUAUGUCCUCCAUGACUUAAUGAGGGCUGAGGGCUGCGAUCCGCAUCGUGAGGACUAUCUCCCGAAGACAAUCUUCGGGUCUUUUCUGGUCCUGUCGGCGUUACAAUGUGUCCUAUUCGACCUGUUGGCGCUCCACACCUUCAUGGACGAUCCCCGGAUGUUUGAUCCGGUUGAGCGCGGCCUAGACCGAUGGAAGGCCCACUGGGAUAUCUUGUGCCGUGCAACGGAGCCUGCCCAUGCCAAACGAGCGGGGUUCAUCAUCCAUGCCGUUGAGUACUGGUGGGUGGCCAAGGCGCUCGUCAGGCACCCCUCCGCUGCUGGAUUACCGGACGACAGCCACGAUAACUUUCACCGUUUGGUAGAAAGAUUGAUGGCAUCUGAUGCCUAUUGA
Molecule: messenger RNA, 1912 nt
Organism: Aspergillus saccharolyticus JOP 1030-1
Lineage: Eukaryota; Fungi; Ascomycota; Eurotiomycetes; Eurotiales; Aspergillaceae
Product: Zn(II)2Cys6 transcription factor domain-containing protein
Exons: 6
Coding region: 44-1912 (622 amino acids)
Biological process (GO): DNA-templated transcription; regulation of DNA-templated transcription
Molecular function (GO): DNA-binding transcription factor activity, RNA polymerase II-specific; zinc ion binding; DNA binding
Source: RefSeq, a predicted model, not a curated record